This is a messenger RNA of Salvelinus fontinalis (brook trout), 6851 nucleotides long. It is a transcript of the gene plcg1, whose product is annotated as phospholipase C, gamma 1. Lineage: Eukaryota; Metazoa; Chordata; Actinopteri; Salmoniformes; Salmonidae. Gene Ontology annotation, molecular function: phosphatidylinositol-4,5-bisphosphate phospholipase C activity; protein binding. Gene Ontology annotation, biological process: phospholipid catabolic process; positive regulation of epithelial cell migration; phosphatidylinositol-mediated signaling. The transcript is spliced from 33 exons. The record is from RefSeq and is a predicted model, not a curated record. Bases 396 to 4316 code for a protein of 1306 amino acids.
UCCGAUGCUUUGUUGUACAGAGGGGUCGGAUGGGGGAAGGGCCCGAGCCGUGCAUGAUACAGAUAAAACUUGCUUAUGGCUCUCUCGGUCGAUGGGGAACUGUGACAGGACGCAAAAGGAAAAGGGAUCUUUCUCCUCACGACUGAAGCGUUCGUACACUGUCGGGACCACAAUGAUAUAAUCACAAAAAAGGGGAAGACGGGAGGACAGCCGAAGUUGGACCGGCGGAGAUGAGCGGGGCCGUGAUUGCGGCGAUAUACCGAGGUGUUGUUCUGCUAUUGUUGCGCUGCUCGCGUGUUCCAGUUGGAUUUUGAGACGGUAUCCCUGUCUAUGUCUAGCCCCUGGCUGUGGAGAUUGUUCUGAAAGGAAAAGGACAACAAACGGGGGAAGUGAACAUGGCUGGGACCUCGGGCUUCUUUUCCAACGGACCCAUUCCGUGGAUUGAGAGUGACACCGAGAUGAACAAUCUUUACCGGGAUCUGGAAUUGGGGACCGUGUUGACUUUGUUUUACUCCAAAAAGUCCCAGCGACCUGAGAGAAGGACAUUUCAGGUCAAACUUGAGACGAGGACAAUUAUCUGGACCCGAGGCACUGAUAAAAUAGAGGGAGAAAUUGAUAUCCGAGAGAUAAAGGAGAUCCGAGCGGGCCAGAAGUCUCGGGACUUUGAGCGCUAUGUGGAGGACGCUACAGCACGACUAGACCAGGCUCACUGCUUCGUCAUCCUACACGGCACUGAGUUCCGCCUCAAAGCACUCAGCCUAGCGGCGACGUCUGAUGAGGAGAUGACCAUGUGGGUGAAGGGGCUGACCUGGCUGGUGGCAGACACACUCAAAUCCCCCACCCCUCUACAGAUAGAGAGGUGGUUACGGAAGCAGUUUUAUGCAGUAGAUCGCAACAGAGAAGACAAGAUAUCCUGUAAGGAUCUGAAGAGCAUGCUGUGCCAGGUUAACUACAGGGUCCCCAACAUGAAGUUCCUCAGAGAGAAACUUCCGGACUCAGAGUUGAGGAAUGGAGACGUGUCCUUUAGCCAGUUUUCCCAGCUCUAUCGCAGCCUGAUGCUUGAUGCCCAGAAAGCUAUGGAGAUUCCUUUUCUACAGAGGUUCAUUGAGAGACCAGAGCAGAAGAUCUUACUAGAAGACUUCAAGACUUUCCUUCUGGAGGCCCAGAAGGAGCUGUGGGCCACCGACAACAAUAAGGUGCAGGAGUUUAUGUUUGGGUACCUGAAGGACCCACUGAGGGAGGUGGAACAACCCUUCUUCCACCAAGAUGAGUUCCUGACGUACCUAUUUUCCAAAGAGAACACCGUCUGGGACUCAGCCCUGGACCAGGUGUGUCCUGAAGACAUGAACAACCCCCUGUCUCAUUACUGGAUAUCCUCAUCUCAUAACACCUACCUGACAGGUGACCAGUUUUCUAGUGAGUCGUCCCUGGAAGCGUACGCACGCUGUCUGAGGAUGGGCUGCCGCUGCAUCGAGUUGGACUGCUGGGAUGGUCCAGAUGGAAUGCCUGUCAUCUACCAUGGACACACCCUCACCACCAAGAUCAAGUUCUGUGAUGUCCUGGCGACCAUCAAGGAACACGCCUUUGUGACGUCUGACUACCCCAUCAUCCUGUCCAUAGAGGAUCAUUGCAGCAUUGUCCAGCAGAGGAACAUGGCUACCUACUUUAAGAAGGUCUUUGGAGAAAUGCUGCUUACCAAGGCUGUGGACAUCUCCGCCGACGGACUGCCCUCACCCAAUCAGCUUAAGAGGAAGAUCCUCAUCAAGCAUAAGAAGCUAGCAGAGGGCAGUGCCUAUGAGGAGGUGUCCACCUCCACUCCCUACUCUGAGAAUGACAUCAGCAACUCCAUCAAGAAUGGCAUUCUCUUCCUGGAGGACCCCAUCAACCAUGAGUGGUACCCUCACUUCUUUGUCCUGACCAGCAGUAAGAUUUACUACUCGGAGGAGACGUCUAACAACCAAGGCAACGAGGAUGAGGAGGAGCACAGAGAGGUCUCUAACGGUAUGGAUCAACAUAUAGCAGAGAAGUGGUUCCAUGGGAAGCUUGGUGCUGGUCGGGACGGGAGACAGAUAGCUGAGCGGCUGCUGUCCGAGUACUGUCUUGAGACGGGCGCUCCCGACGGGUCCUUCCUGGUCCGGGAGAGUGAGACGUUCGUAGGAGACUACACCUUGUCCUUCUGGCGUUCAGGCCGGGUGCAGCAUUGUCGCAUCCACUCUCGCCAGGAGGCGGGCAGCCCCAAGUUCUACUUGACAGACAACCUGGUGUUUGACACGCUAUUCGCCCUCAUCAUCCACUACCAGCAGGUAGCGCUGCGCUGUAACGAGUUUGAGAUGAAGCUGACUGAGCCUGUGCCCCAGACCAACGCCCACGAAAGCAAAGAGUGGUACCAUGCCAACCUGUCUCGGAGCCACGCUGAGAACAUGCUGAUGAGGGUUCCACGUGACGGGGCGUUCCUUGUUAGAAAAAGGGCAGAGCUAAGCUCCUUUGCCAUUUCCUUCAGGGCAGAGGGGAAGAUCAAGCACUGCAGGGUGCAGCAGGAGGGCCAGACGGUGGUGUUGGGGACGUCGGAGUUCGACAGCCUGGUGGAUCUCAUCAGUUACUACGAGAAACACCCGUUGUACCGCAAGAUGAAGCUCCGCUACCCUAUCAAUGAGGAGACGCUGGAGAAGAUAGGCACCGCUGAGCCAGAUUACGGGUCUCUGUAUGAGGGGCGGAACCCUGGGUUCUACGUAGAAGCCAAUCAGAUGCCCACCUUCAAGUGCACAGUGAAGGCCAUGUAUGAGUACAAGGCCCAGAGGGAUGAUGAAUUGUCCUUCAGUAAGAACGCCAUCAUCCAAAACGUGGACAAACAGGAAGGAGGCUGGUGGAAGGGGGACUGUGGUGGGAAGAAGCAGCUGUGGUUUCCUGCUAACUAUGUAGAGGAGAUCAGUCCUUCAGCUGUGGAGCCAGACAGAUCACAGCUGACAGAGAACAGUCCUCUGGGAGACCUGCUGAGAGGAAGUGUAGAUGUGUCUUCCUGUCAGAUUGUGGUGCGGCCUGAUGGUAAGGGAAGCAGGCUGCAUGUGUUCUCCCUCCUCCCCGCUGCCUCUCCUAGGGCAGGGCAGGUCUUGGACAUUGCUGCCAAUACCCAGGAGGAGCUCAAGGAGUGGGUCAUCAAGAUCAGAGAGGUCACCAUGACAUCAGAGGCCAAGCUGGAGGAGGGGAAGAUGAUGGAGAGAAGGAAGAAGAUCGCUCUGGAGCUGUCUGACCUGGUCAUCUACUGUAGACCUGUACCCUUCGACGAGGACAAGAUUGGGACAGAGCGGGCGUGUUUCCGGGACAUGUCGUCGUUCCCGGAGACCAAGGCAGAGAAGUAUGUGAACCGGAUCAAGGGGAAGAGGUUCCUGCAGUACAACCGGCUGCAGCUGUCCCGUAUCUACCCCCGUGGACAGAGGCUGGACUCCUCCAACUACGACCCUCUGCCCAUGUGGCUCUGUGGAUCCCAGCUGGUCGCGCUAAACUUCCAGACUGCAGACAAGCCCAUGCAGAUGAACCAGGCUCUGUUCAUGUUGAACGGGAGGAGUGGCUACGUCCUCCAGCCACCAAUCAUGAGAGACGACAACUUUGACCCCUUUGACCGACACACACUGAGGGGCCUGGAGUCAGUCACCCUGCAGAUAGAGGUGUUGGGUGCUCGUCAUCUGCCUAAACACGGUCGUGGCAUCGUGUGCCCCCUGAUCGAGAUCGAGGUGUGUGGCGCAGAAUAUGACAGUGCCAAGCAGAAGACUGACUCAGAGGCGGAUAAUGGUCUGAACCCCACGUGGCCUCGGAAGCCUUUCCAGUUCACCGUGUGUAACUCUGCCUUUGCCUUCCUGCGCUUUGUGGUGUACGAGAUUGACAUGUUCAGCGACCAGAACUUCCUGGCCCAGGCCAGCUUCCCCAUCAACAGCCUCAAGACAGGAUACCGGUCGGUCCCUCUGAAGAACAGCUGUAAUGAGGAUCUGGAGCUGGCCUCUCUGCUGGUGCACAUGGACAUCACCCGGAGCAGGGCUGAAAAUGGGGAGGUGCUGAGCCCGUUUCUGCCGGUAGGAGGUGUCUCUGCGGCGGUGGUUACCCAGACAGGGCGUGAGCGUCUUGGGGAGACAGGCUCCACGUCCUCAGCCUCCUCCAUGUCCCCUCUGCCCCAGUCGCCAGCAGCCCAGACCCAGGCUCAGACACAGGCCUACAGAGGCAGGGAGGGCUCCUUCGAGGCCCGCUACCAGACACCUCUGGAUGACUUCAGAGUAUCACAGGAGGCUCUGCUGGACCUAGACCCUCAGAACAGGAGGUAUGUGUAAGGAGGAUGAUGCGCAGGACCAGAGUGGGCGGAGAGAACCGUGUUUAGGCCGAACCAAUCAGGGCGCAUUCCAACCCCUCCAGCUCCUCCCCGUACCGAUGAUGUCACUGACUGCUGUGAACACUGUUUCUAUGGAAACACCCACCACCGCUUUGGCCUACAUUUCAGGCAGCUCUCCCUUGCUCUGCUCUCUUUCUCUCCUCUGUGUGUCCCCCUCCUGGAGUGAGUGUGAGGUGGAGGGGGUGGGAAGGGAAGGGAGAGAGACGACAAAGAUGACAAGAAAAAAAUAAUACGCAAAGAAGUUUCAGCCCUCGGCUAAGAUGUCGGGAGAUGGGGGAUUUUGGCGUGCUUGACUCUGGCGCAAAGGUUUGCGAGGGAAAGAAGAAUGGAAGAGGGAGGGAUGAGAUGGAGGGAGCUGUGAAGGUGUCAGUUUGAAACUGUUUUCCACGUUAGGUUAUUAUUUUUCUCUUCUCUCUGGCGUAUAUGAGUAUAUAUAUUUAUUCCUGCUGUGCUGUUGGCCAGACGACGGCAGCAGCCAACCUGCUCUUAAAGAGCUUCUGUCUCCAUGUUUUUUUAAUUAUUUUUAUUUAAACUUUUAAACAUUCAUGUGAUUUUUCUUUAAUGUGUAAAACACGAGGGCUCUCUGUGGAGUAACUCAAGCCUUUAUAUAUAUAUAUAUAUACACAUAGGCUUUUCUUAUUUUGCCAAACUUGCAUUCUGAAAACUACGGGUCAUUCCGUUGCCUGCCUUGUGAUGUAAAAGCAGUUUCUCUUAACAGUCUCUAACAGUAAAAACACUCACACUCUUACCCCCUAUACACUAUUCAAUCUGGAAAGCUGAAGUGUUAGAUUCCGUGAUAGAAAUGUGAAGGUAAUUGAGCCGACAAAUGCAGCAUUUACAGUGAAAGCAGAGACUGCAAACGCGGGAACAUUGUCUUUAAAUUCCAAUCACGCUGUAAAACUGAACUUCUGCGAUGUGGCUUGAAUAGAGCCCAAAUAUAGAACCUUGUCAAAUGUGCUACCCUAUUUGGAGAUUAGCAUGGCAUUAUUUUCCCUUUUUAGGAUGCCAUACUGCAUUGUAGAGUGCUGGAAUGAAAGUUGUGUCAGUAAGCAAUGCUGUGAGUUCAAAUGCUAGUGAUGAAGUCACAUCCUUAAUGUUUUAUCUCUGUUUCAAUGUGGAUAUAUGACGGCGGGAGGAGAGACGGGGUGCCACUGGAUGCAGUGUGUUGUAUUCAGUUCUGCCCACACGUUUACAAGACGGGCUUGGUUUUAGCAGACAUUCCGGUGCCAGCGCAGAGCGAUGUUUUUGUUUUAAAUAAUGUUUUAUUGUAGCAAGUGUCUACAGUUUCUGCUCUGGACUUCAAUACAUUUCCACUUGGAAUGAAAGGCGAGGUCAAUGGAAGACAUUAGUUAUCUUUGUUUACCUAUGUGUUAAAGUUGUCUAAAUUGUAGACCGUCUUAACUGGUUUUGAGGGCUUGCGUGUAGAUAAUCUUAGAGUAGAGCGCGCUAGGAAGUCGACUAACCUAAUUAAGUGCAGUAUUGCUGGCCGAGAAAGACCUAACUGAAAUCCUAUAGACAGUAUCGAUUUGAAAGGCUGUAGGUCGGUGGUUCUUGUAUGCAUAUUAUUCAGCUGAGGGGAUGUUUGUCUUUUCCAUUGCGGCAUUCCGGAUGCUCCCAAAGAUUCUUUCAGCACAGCUGUUUGCCACAGAACUGCUGAUUAAGACUUCUGUAUUAGACAUGAAAGGGUUAAAUCACUGUGGUCUAUAGUGACAUGACUCAGCCUGCAGGGGUCAUAACAGCACAUUUUUUAUGUAAUUCAAGUGAGAUGAGUCAAUUUGUAAAUCUCCAUAGCAGAUCUUACUGAAUGUAUAUCGGUGUUGUUCCUGAAAGCUCAAUUGAUCAUUCCUGACUGACAAACGCCCCCAGUCGGUGGUUUAAUGGAAGUUGCUCUCAGCAACCAAUCUAAGGUCAUGCACUUUUGUGCUUACCCCCACAAUGGUUUAGGCUGGGAGUAGGGGACGCCGGAGUCAUUUCACUUGAUAUGCAAUGCCCCUCUUGAGCAGACCAUACAGUCUAAAAACAGUAUUUAGAAUGUUAUGCCAUGGAGGGAAUCUCCUUUUGAAGCCAUAUGGAUUUAGUUAAGUGGAACUGAAUACCUAAGGUCUGAAUCUUCCCACCUUUUGUUUUGCGGCCAAUGUCAAACUUUCACGGUAAGGUUGAGGGAAUGUGUGCAUGCACACACACUUUCGCUCUGUUGUCCCUGUUGUGCUACAUAGCUCCUAAUGCUGACCACUGUGCUUUCUUCCAUGGGCCUCGACGUACACAACCAUAUAUCUACAUUGUUCUUUCAGAAAUCCUGUUGUCAUCUACGGUUUCUUUUGAUCUAGACACAUCACAAUUGUGACUGACGGUCUCAUUUACAAACCAAGCCUUUCUGUAUUGUGCCUAAGCUAUGGAGAAAAAGUAUUCAUUUUAAUUUUGCCUUUCAUAUGCAACAUAUUCAAGCCUGAGAAUUAAAGUACUUAAUCAACUAUGA